GCCAGCAGAGUAUAUUGGGUAACGGGGUUGGGGCCCAUGGCGUCAACACUCACGACAAUGGCGGCGGAGCCGAACAGCCCUUUCAGGGCUGUGAUACAGCUGAGAGAUGAGACUCCAAAGCCAGUGGUGCCGUUGGCAGAAGGUGGCGAUCUGGCAGCGCAAGGGGGGGAAGGGGUGCUCUCCCCAACAGGCUCCGUAACGAGCGCCGUAGGCGUGGAGGGGAUGAGAGAAGGUGCCAAGUCUCCUUUGGGCCAAACCAAGGCUGGCAAAAAACCCACCACACCUCGCAAGAAAGAUGCCACAUCUGGUGGAAAGAAGGGUGAGGGAGGUGGAGGUGGCUCCCGACCUGGCACACCACGCAAAAAAGAUGGGGCUUCAGGCAAAAAGGAUGUGUCAGGAAAGAAACAAGGGUCCAUGUCCAGUAAGAGAGACAGCGAUGCCCUACGCGCUGCUGCGGCUGAGGCUGCACGCAAACCUCCUCCGCCCCCACUCGUCACUCAACUGCAGGAGCUUGUAAAGACCUCCAAAUGGCAUGAGAAUGGUCGUAAGGUUGCGAUCAUAGACAUCCCGUACGUAAGACCGUCCCCUCCCCCGCCACCUCCACCCCCGCCUCCAGAACCUCAACCCACAGGACCCUCCUCACCUGCCGAUCCCACAGCCCAGGCUUCCCAGCCUCCGGAUGCGCAACCGCAAGCUGAAUCCCAAGCUCAGGGGAAAGCUGGGACUGAAGGAACUGCUGAUGACAAAGUCAAGAAAGAUGCAAGUAAGGAUGCUAAGAAGGGAAGUGAUCCGAAGAAGAUGGAUGCAGGAGAUGGAGACGGUAAUACACCAAAAGCUCGUACACCAAGAGGAGAAAAAGGGGGCCGCAAGACGCCGAAAGCUCGUACACCAAGAGGAGAAAAAGGGGAAGCAACGAAGGGGAAAAAGGGGAAAGAUGGUGCGGGGAAGCAAGCAGUGGGAGCAGAUGCCCAAACAUCACAAGAAGGAGAAGGUGAACCAUCACCACCACCUUUUGACCAGGAGAAGGCAACAAUCGAGGUUAUCGUCAGCACAAUGAGGGAUCUGAUGCAAAGACUUGUUCAGCAGUCUUCCGCAUACAAUGAGAUGAUGAAACCGCUAAGGGUUGUUGAGGUCCCAGAAAUCCAGCCAUUGAAGGAUACCGAUGACGCCUACUACAAGAAACUCCUCAACGCUUUUCCUCGGGCAUUUGUAAGCGUUCCUCUGAUUCUGCACUGCAUGGUUGAGCAGGUGGUACACACACAUUGCAGCGUAUCUGAACACCAAGACUGUGAUAAUUUAAAGGCAUCGAUUGCCGUUGAACAAUACAUUGCCACAUCAUUUGCACGACUCGGCUCUGGUGUUAACGACAGCACACUAACACAUCAGCAGCCGAAGCAACAGGCAACAGAAGGACAGUCUGAAUCUAAAGAUCCUUCUCAUCAGCAACGCCGCAGUCUGUUGCCGGUACGAACUCUGUCAAUGCAGCUCACGAGGAAUGAAGCGGCCAAAAUUUUGAUCACUCGGAGCGCAAUGAGCGCAACUGAGCCCGUUAUAGGAGGAGGAGGAGGAGGAGAUGGACUUGGGGUGACAUUACAGGGCCGAUUACUGACAAGAUUGGCCAACAAACCAAACGUGGACUUGUCACAGACGGGCCACGAGCAUGCAUCCAUAAACGUUAAGCCUCACUCCGAGACAAACAGUGCGAAGGAUCAAAGUCCGAACAAUGGUGGGACCGAGAAAUACGGGCCCAACAAAGUUGAGGUACCAACUGCAAUGUCCCAUGACGAGAACACGAGGGAGCUUGUGGCUGGCCGAGAAGACGGCAAUGUGGUGCUGUCCAGCAAGGUCUCCCCCUCCACUAUCCCAGAUGCAAAGGAGAAAGGCGGCUCUGACCGGUUGGGACCACGUCGUCAGUCUCUGGUCGCCAAGGGUCAAGGCGAAUCGAAAGGUCAUCAUCCUGGUGCUUUGACUGGAACUGGUGGUCAAUUUGGGAACUCAGCUAAGUUAGGAGGUACCGAUAAAGGACUAUCAUCUCACCUUUCCCCACAAACCGAUCGUCUGAGUGAUGAAACUGCCAGUGAGGAUGGGGGCGGGUCCUUAAAGAGUCCCUCGCGUAAAGCGAGUUUGAAUGAUGCUGCUGCAUUCAAGGACUGCUUGCCCCUCAAGGACAAGAAUGGAGCUUCGGCACCGGGAAAGGAGGGUGUGUUUGGAGGGAGCAAUCGCUAUGGUACGCCCAAUCUCCACGUGGUUCGAGAGGGAGAGAGCCAUGCGGUGGUAGCCCUGGCUCUAGAGGAAUGGCAAGGAAGGGGUAGAGACAAUGAUUACGAUUGGCAGUCUUCCCUGAGGGAGAUAGCAGGCAUUGAGAAGAGAAUGAACAACAUGUUGUUAAUUCCUGGUGCGUAAUAUCUCCUCCCUACUCGGACUUCAUCCUUCUUCCUUUCAUUAUAUCUCCUCCUUUCAUCCCAAUGGCGUUAUCUCUCCUUCCGUUCUCCCAUGAUCCCUCUCCUCCCUGCUACCUCUAAGGGGGAUGAGGUACGCCCAUUUGCAUGUUUGAAAGAAUUCUUGGCAGACAGACAGACGGAAAAAAAAGUAGGACAGUUCUAGGCUUCUAGCACAUUCCCAUCAGGAUACCUCCACGAGAUGAUCCCCCCUCUCCCCUAAAACCACAAUUACCUCCGAGCCUCUUUUUUUGCCGAGGUGGAAAGGAACUGCGCAACCUGAAAGGGCAAUGGCCUUGAUUUUUAUUUUUUUUUAAUCAAGACCACCCCCACCA
Chara braunii is the source of this 2773-nucleotide messenger RNA. The record is from the annotation of a GenBank genome assembly. NCBI's taxonomy places the organism in Eukaryota, Viridiplantae, Streptophyta, Charophyceae, Charales, Characeae.